Messenger RNA from Cherax quadricarinatus, 2996 nucleotides. Lineage: Eukaryota; Metazoa; Arthropoda; Malacostraca; Decapoda; Parastacidae. The record is from RefSeq and is a predicted model, not a curated record.
AAGUUCAGGUAAGAUCCCAAAUGGGAUGAGCGGGGAAGACGGGACAGACGAAGAAUAGUGCUGGAGAGGAGUGUUCUUAGUCGUAGAAAUAGAGCCAGGGCUUAACCCAGCAGCAAAGGCGAUCGUGGGACAGAUAUUGAAAAGAGAAAUUCCGGUUCUUCUGUUGGGACUCCGGUGGGGUGAGCUGGGAGUAAGGGACUUGCGACGUUUAGAGCUAGAGAGGAGUGCAGAACUGAGUCAUGUCUUAACCCAAAAAAGCUAAGGCGAACGUGGGUCAGAGAAUGGUACCUGUCUUAGAAGGUACCUGUCAGCGGAUCCAAGGUUAUUUGUAAGUAGGGUUAGGAGCAGGAUCAUGCAAGGAGUAGAAAAGGUUGUGUUGGUUUGUGGGUCUGCGAAUGUCUUCGUCAAGGAGAGAGGUCCAGUAGUCAUGUCGUGUCUCAAGUUUGUCUAUCUGUCUGUCACUGAGCCUCUUCCAGUACGAUUCAGCGCAGGGACGUCUAACUGGGCAUGGAGAGACUCGCUUGUGGCGAAGUCCUCCCAUCUGACAUCAAGCACCCAGCGCAGCGCCUUGUUCUGGACACGCUGCAGUUUAAGAGAAACAGGAAGUACUGAAACUGCAAGAUGGACUCUUUGGAUGAGGAGGAAGUCUAUGAGGUAGAAAAAGUUAUUGAUAUCAAGUGGGAAGAAAAUUGCCAUGGUAAGGAAGAGGAACGUUACAGAGUGCGGUGGAAAGGAUUCAAACCCAUUCAUGAUACCUGGGAGCCCUUCAGCAGUUUUAUGACUGAGAGCCAGAUACUUGUUCAAAACUUCAGGGAGAGAUAUGAAAGUUUAAAGAAGGAAACUGAAACUAGCAGUUCAAAAGUAUGCCAUGUGAACAUACUAAGCGAAGAAAUUGAGCUGAUUUUGAAGAAGAGAAAGCAAAAGACAGAAACUAAGCCUAUUACAAUAUACUUUGUAAAAUGGCAUGGAUAUGACUGUGAGGAUGCCACAUGGGAAGCUGAUUCUGAACUGAUUCAUGCCAGUGACAAGAUAGAAACUUUCUUACGUAAGCAACAUGUAGAUUAUUCGAAGCAUCAUUCAGAAUACUUUAGUGAUGAGGCUCUACUAACUCCAGAUGAUCCUCAUCCCCGGAGAUGUAUGGAAGAUGAAUUAUUCAGUGAUUUCAAGAAAGGCAAGAGUGUUUACACCAGGGUAAAAUCAAGGAAAUCCAGUGACAAGGUACAUGAUAAAUCAACUGGUGUUCAUCCAAGUAUAACAGAUGGUCUUCCAAAGUACAACCCAAAAAGAGUUCAAGAAGUGUUCAAAAAACAAAUAAAUUUUACUCUUAGUCUAUCUAAGCAGGAAUUUUGUUCUGCAGUCCAAAAUGAUGACUACCAAAAGGUUAUGGCAAGUUUGCGUAGUGGCAAUAUUCCAGACGUGGAUUUUCCUUCUCUGUUUCUUGCGGCUGCCAGACAGGGACAGAGAGAUGUUGCUUUGCUGUUAUCAACACGUGUCCCUGAUAUAUCUGUUAAAGAUGACUGGGGAGAAACUGCAUUUACAAUGGCAGCACACAAUGGUGAUGUAAGUUUUGCUCAUCAGCUGCUGAUAUUGGGUGUACCACUGAAACAGCAGAAUAAGAAGAAACAAACUGCACAAGAUAUUGCAGUUAAAUUGGGUCACAAGCAAUUUCUCAAGUUUUUGAGGAAAUAUGAAGAAAAGAGAGAAUCAUACUUAAGAGUGAUUUAAUACUUAAAAUAUUGAUAUACAGCACGAAUUUGUACUUGGCUUAUCACUCUUGUGAAUAUAAUUUGUACCUAUAUCUAACAACAAAAUAUUUAGUUUUUUACCUUAACAGCUACAUCUUGUCAAGGCAGGGCACAUUCACAUUAUAUUCACAAAAGUACUACUUUAAGGGAAGGGGUUGCCUUGUUCCUGGUGACCGGCUCCUAAUCCAAGGAAUUAAGAUAUCCUUCCCUUCCUUGGCUUAACCCUGAUUACCUCCUGUUUCAUAGAGAGCAUAAUCCAGUAUAUAUGUCAAUCCUGUAGACUUAUCAAGUCAUGAACAGAUACACAGAGAACAGGUGAGCAUAUAUAGGGACCACAGAGAGGUGAAGAGACAAGGUACAAGAUAGGCUUGGAUCAGGUCUACUGCAGUGCUACUCUGAAACUGUUGCUAUGUGGAGAACAAUUAAAAGCUUUUCUUGCCAGGGACUCAGGCAUGCUGUAGAAAGCUACUAUUCUGGUUAAAAUUGUUGGACACACCGAGGAGUCUUGAUUCCAAGAUUCUACAUCUGCGGAUCUCAACUAAUGAGUAGCAAGUUAUUGUGGUAAUUUUGGUGCAAAACAGGCACUGUUUAAUUUGUCACUCCUGUAGGUGAAACGUCCCAUGCCCACCAUAACACCAACAGGAGUGACAGCUUAAACACCUGUGUUUUACACAGACUCCCACAACCACUUGAUUAACAACAUGGGAAGAAAACUCAGAAAUAUAGAAUCGGCACAUCAAAGAAUUUCAACAACAUAGCUGAGUCCCUUAGUUUUUCCACACAGCAAAACUGCAAUAGACCUGUAAACCCAAAACAAGUCAUACCCUACACCAUGUAUCUUGCACAUUCCCUGGCUCUUCACUUCUAAUUAUUAUUAUAAUCAACAAGAAGCGCUAAGCCACAAGGGCUAUACAGCUUCACUUCUAAUUACUUUAUAUGUAUGCUCACCUGCCCUCUCUAGAUUUAUGUUUAUGAUUUGAUAAAGGCUACCAAGUGUGAAUCAUGUUGUAUCGCAUUUCUCUUUUACCGUCAUGUUGGUAUUUCACACAUUUGCUCUCUACUGCCCUUUUUCCAUAUGCUAUGCAGCGCUGUAUAGCCCUUGUGGCUUAACGCUUCUUUUUGAUUAUAAUAAUAAUUCCAUAUGCUAUAUGAUCCCCUAUAGGUUUGGCACUUUCCCCUAAAUAUGUGUAUAUGACCUUUCCCAUCCUCCCUAGAUUAAUGAUUCCCACAUAAUAAAAAUAUGCAAAAUUU